Molecule: messenger RNA, 2078 nt
Organism: Physcomitrium patens
Lineage: Eukaryota; Viridiplantae; Streptophyta; Bryopsida; Funariales; Funariaceae
Biological process (GO): protein autoprocessing
Source: RefSeq, a predicted model, not a curated record
CAGCCGCAAGCUUAAGCGUGGUCAUCUCACCAGCCAGGAGACACCAUCGUUUCAUCAAGAUCUCUUUCGAUUGAUCCUGACGUAGUUUGGGAAGUUAACCACACUGUAGCGGCCGAUUCAGUUCAUUUACGCGUGGGUCUGACGAUAUUUCGAUUGCAGUAGGAGGGUAGUAGAACUCUCAAUAUGAUUAGGAUGCUGCUGCCCCUGGCCUUUCUCCUGGUCCUGACGCAUCAGGCAGGAGUGCUCGUAGGGGCUCAGCUGGCCAUCAGCGUCACAACUUUCGGUCCGCCCCAUGCCGAUGGGACUCCCAACACCUUCAUCGGCACCGGCAGCCAAAUUGCCAGCUCUUUGCUGGGUUCUACGACGAAGGCAUUAAUGUGGGGCGUGGUCUCAUCCAGUGACGUCAAUGCCGUCUGCGAUCAAAUCGUAAGCACGGGCGCUCUGACCUUCAGCGCGACACUGACUGCUACCACCGGCGAAACCGAAACUCUUCAGCAAACGAUCACGCACGUCGGCGGGUGUCGAGCGGCGGCUGACGGGUCAGGAACCCAAGCGGUCAUGGUUGACAACAAUGGCCGCCAGAGCGCAGUGGUGUGCCCCAACAACGCAGGGUCAACGGGCUGCGGGAUAUACCUUACAGGCCCAGAUGUGACAGCAUUGUAUAACCAAGGAGCUCGGCGUCGGCUGCUGGCGCGGAAUCUCCUAGCCCGGAAACUUCUGCAAGGAGACAACUGCCAAACGGGCGCCGCCAAGGGGGCAUUGACAGGAGCGAUAACGUCGAUGGAAGCCUGCAUUCCGUUCCUCGGCCCAUUGUAUCCCUUCUGUAUGGCGGGGGUCAUUGGCGUCGCCACCGCCGGUGGAGCUGCAGUAGGUUGCGCAGAAGCCAACGGCUGCUUCCCAGGUGAUGCUACGGUGCUCUUAGCGGGCGGCGAGGUCAAGCCCAUGACUAGUCUGGCUUUGGGCGACAAGGUGGCGGUGAGAAGGCACGAUGGUGGUCUGGAUUACGAGGAUAUCUACGCUUUCGGGCACAAGGAUGCUUUAGCAGCUGCAAACUACGUCCAGCUGAGCUUGAAACCCGUGGGUGCCAACAUGUCCGACCCUGCGCUUGAAAGCACCAAACUGGAGCUCACCCCUCUGCAUUUCACUGUAAUCUUAUCUGGGUCUGAGAUCACUUACAAGCGCGCCCAGGACGUGAGAGUGGGGGACAUGAUGUGGGCUCAAGCUUCAACUCAUGCUGCGGAAUUAAGCCCGUACCUCGUGACCGACAUAUCCACCGUAGAGAAGCAGGGGCUGUACAAUCCGUUUACUCUCGGGGGCACCAUAAUCGUGAACGGCGUCGCAGCAUCUGCGCACAGUGAGUGGUUUCUGGAUGGUGCUUUCGACGCGUUGGGACUGACUCACUGGAUACCGAGCGCCUACCAAAUGGUUCUGGCCCCGAUGAGACUGGCGUACUACGGGCUGGGUAAGCAGGCGUACCUCGACCUCUACCUUCGACUGGACGCUCUGGUAGAUGUGGCCCAAUUCGGCACCAAGUUUGGAGGUCCUGUGGUGACCGCGGCCGCCGGCCUUGGCUCCAGCAUCAUCGCCGCUCUGUUGAUUUUCAAGUCCUCCCGCCCAAAGACCGCCUAGGCUGCAGGAAUACGCAAUCCUGGCUGCGAUGUGCGAGGGAGGGGCGAUCGUUCUGGUGGAGCGGGCCUGAGCUGAAGUUGUGAGAUUUGUUUACAGUGCCUUUGUUUUUUUAUUUUAUUUAUUUUUUCUCAAGUAGAAUGGCAUCUUCGGCACCCAGAAACCAUUAAAGUCACCUCAUGAUCACUGAUCUGCAGCUCCACCCACCUCUAUGCUCCCUCAAGCGUCUCCCAAUGUAGGACCUUGGCCAGGAUCAUGACUAGCGUGAUUGUAGUAUCAAUGUUUUAGCGAAUUUAGUUCGUCCGGUUCCUUGAUAUUUUAUUGUUAGUUGUGGGUCUUGAUUCUUUGUUAGAUUGGUCAAAUCCCAAAAAUAAAAUACAUUGACUUCAUGGCAGGUAGCUGAAAUUUUCUAAGGAAACCUUCAGGCCUCCAAAGUUGAUUUUUCACUUCAA